This is a messenger RNA of Saccharomyces paradoxus, 1710 nucleotides long. It is a transcript of the gene PGM2, whose product is annotated as phosphoglucomutase PGM2. Gene Ontology annotation, biological process: carbohydrate metabolic process. Gene Ontology annotation, cellular component: cytosol. The coding region runs from base 1 to 1710 and encodes 569 amino acids. Gene Ontology annotation, molecular function: phosphoglucomutase activity; magnesium ion binding. The record is from RefSeq and is a predicted model, not a curated record. Lineage: Eukaryota; Fungi; Ascomycota; Saccharomycetes; Saccharomycetales; Saccharomycetaceae. The transcript has a single exon.
AUGUCAUUUCAAAUCGAAACGGUUCCCACUAAACCAUAUGAAGAUCAGAAGCCCGGUACCUCUGGUUUGCGUAAGAAGACAAAGGUCUUCAAAGACCAACCUAACUACACGGAAAAUUUCAUUCAGUCGAUCAUGGAAGCUAUUCCAGAGGGUUCUAAAGGUGCCACUCUUGUUGUCGGUGGUGAUGGGCGUUACUACAACGAUGUCAUUCUUCAUAAGAUUGCUGCUAUCGGCGCUGCCAACGGUAUUAAAAAAUUGGUCAUUGGCCAACAUGGUCUUCUGUCUACACCAGCCGCUUCCCACAUCAUGAGAACGUAUGAGGAGAAGUGUACUGGUGGUAUUAUCUUAACUGCCUCACAUAAUCCAGGUGGUCCAGAAAAUGACAUGGGUAUUAAGUACAAUUUAUCCAAUGGGGGUCCUGCUCCUGAGUCCGUCACAAAUGCUAUUUGGGACAUUUCCAAAAAGCUAACCAGUUAUAAGAUUAUCAAAGACUUCCCAGAACUAGACUUGGGUACGAUAGGUAAGAACAAGAAGUACGGUCCAUUACUGGUUGACAUUAUUGAUAUUACAAAAGAUUAUGUUGAUUUCUUGAAGAAAAUUUUCGAUUUCAACUUAAUCAAAAAAUUUAUUGAUAAUCAACGCUCUACUAAGAAUUGGAAGUUAUUGUUUGAUAGUAUGAACGGUGUGACUGGACCAUACGGUAAGGCUAUUUUCGUUGACGAAUUCGGUUUACCAGCGGAUGAGGUUCUACAAAACUGGCAUCCUUCUCCAGAUUUUGGUGGUAUGCAUCCAGAUCCAAACCUAACGUAUGCCAGUUCAUUAGUUAAAAGAGUAGAUCGCGAAAAGAUUGAGUUUGGUGCUGCUUCUGAUGGUGACGGUGAUAGAAAUAUGAUUUACGGUUAUGGCCCAUCUUUCGUCUCUCCAGGUGACUCCGUCGCAAUUAUCGCUGAAUACGCUGCUGAAAUUCCAUAUUUUGCCAAGCAAGGUAUAUAUGGUUUGGCCCGUUCAUUCCCUACGUCAGGAGCCAUUGACCGUGUUGCCAAGGCCCACGGUCUAAAUUGUUACGAAGUUCCAACGGGCUGGAAAUUUUUCUGUGCCUUGUUCGACGCUAAGAAAUUAUCUAUCUGUGGUGAAGAAUCAUUUGGUACUGGUUCUAACCACGUAAGAGAAAAGGACGGUGUUUGGGCCAUCAUGGCAUGGUUGAACAUUUUGGCCAUUUACAACAAGCAUCAUCCAGAGAACGAAGCUUCUAUCAAGACGAUACAGAACGAAUUCUGGGCCAAGUAUGGCCGUACUUUCUUCACUCGUUAUGAUUUUGAGAAAGUUGAAACAGGAAAAGCUAACAAGAUUGUCGACCAAUUGAGAGCUUAUGUUACCAAAUCCGGUGUGAUCAAUUCUGCCUUCCCAGCCGAUGAAUCUCUCAAAGUCACUGACUGUGGGGAUUUUUCAUACACUGAUUUGGACGGUUCUGUUUCUGACCAUCAAGGUUUAUACGUCAAGCUAUCUAAUGGUGCAAGAUUCGUCUUAAGGUUGUCCGGUACAGGUUCUUCAGGCGCUACCAUUAGAUUGUACAUUGAAAAGUAUUGUGACGAUAAAUCCCAAUACCAUAAGACUGCUGAAGAAUACUUGAAGCCAAUUAUAAACUCGGUCAUCAAGUUUUUGAAUUUCAAGCAGGUUUUAGGAACUGAGGAACCAACUGUUCGUACUUAA